Paraglomus occultum is the source of this 291-nucleotide messenger RNA. The record is from the annotation of a GenBank genome assembly. Lineage: Eukaryota; Fungi; Glomeromycota; Glomeromycetes; Paraglomerales; Paraglomeraceae.
AUGCGUUCUAAGUCUGAGGUAUUCUCUUUAUAUCGCGCACUCAUCCGUGCCGGAGAUGCAUCGGUACUGCAUUCUAGACCGGCUGUGUAUGACGUAAGAAGGCGUCUCCGCCAGGCAUUUAAUGAAUACCGUUACGUAGAUGACGAGAAAGAACAAGACGAUUUGUUUGAACGAGGAGAAAACAUGAAAAGGCUUUUCAAAAUUGCGGCUCGACGCGGUGGACCUGAGCACAAAAGUAUAGUUAAUCUCUGCGAAAUGGCAUUUUUUGACAAAUUAUACGCAAGACGGUAG